Molecule: messenger RNA, 1343 nt
Organism: Diuraphis noxia (Russian wheat aphid)
Lineage: Eukaryota; Metazoa; Arthropoda; Insecta; Hemiptera; Aphididae
Product: putative cytosolic Fe-S cluster assembly factor AAEL012261
Source: RefSeq, a predicted model, not a curated record
CCUUAAUUACGGUUUUUAUUUAUCUACAUUUAUUUUACUUACAUAGUUUGCUAAUUAUAAUUUAACUGUUUGUAGUAGUUACUGCAAAUUUUUGACUUCUGAUUUUGUAUCAUAAUUCUAAAAUUUCACAGUUCAUAAUGAUUUCUUCAGGAUUCAGUGGUGCUUUAAAAUUAACCGAUUUAGACGAUUUUAUUACUCCAUCCCAGGAGUGUAUAAAACCAGUGCAAUUUGAAAAAUCAUCUCUAGGAACAGGAGCAAAAAUCAAAAUUGGAGACGAUGGUUCUUAUGUCCAAGAAUCUAAAAACGGCAAAAGUGAAAAAUUAAAACAAGUAGAAAUUUCUCUGACCGAUUGUUUAGCAUGUAGUGGUUGUAUAACUUCAGCCGAAACUGUUCUCGUUCAACAACAAAGUACUGAUGAAAUGAUGCGUGUUUUUGAAGCACAAAAUGCACUUGAUAAUAAAAAAUUCAUAGUUGUUUCUAUUUCUAUUCAAUCCUGUGUAUCAAUUGCGAAUAGUAAAAAUAUUACAGUCGAAUCUGCUGCAUCAAAAUUAUGUGGGUAUUUCAAAAAAUUGGGUGCAGAUUUAGUAUUGGAUAUUAAACUUGCUGAAGACUUAGCAUUAUUAGAAUCUCAAAACGAAUUUAUAGAAAGAUAUAAAUCAGCAAAAGUGUCAAAAGUUCAGACAAUAUUGCCCAUGUUAGCGUCCUCAUGUCCAGGUUKGGUGUGUUAUGCAGAGAAAACUCAUGGGAAUUUUAUACUACCAUAUAUUAGUCGUGUGAAGUCUCCUCAACAAAUAAUGGGUUCAUUUAUAAAAGAUUUUGUUUCAAAUUUGAGAAAUAAACCUAGAACUGAUAUAUAUCAUUUGACUGUUAUGCCUUGUUUUGACAAAAAGUUGGAAGCAUCGAGGGAUCAAUUUUUUGAUGUAAAUACUCAAACUAAAGAUGUUGAUUGUGUAAUUACUUCCAUUGAAGUGGAUGCGUUAUUGGUCAAGCAAGGCAUAAUUUUCAAUGAUAUAGCUCCUGAAAAAUUUGAUACGGGGAUGAAUAAUAUUACAGAAGAUAAUCAUAAUUUGUUUACUAGCAGUGGUUCUGGAUCUGGAGGAUAUGCACAUCAUAUAUUUUGUUAUGCAGCAAAGGAAUUAUUUAAUAUUAAUAUUGACAAAGUAGAAUUUAAACCUUUAAGGAAUAUAGAUAUGAAAGAAGCUACACUAGAAGUUAAUGGAGUUGUUGUAUUACGUUUUGCUAUAGCCAAUGGAUUUAGAAACAUACAAAACCUUGUGCAAAAAUUAAAAAGUAAAAGAUGUACAUACGAUUAUGUUGAAGUAAUGGCAUGUCCUUCAGGUUGU